Messenger RNA from Epinephelus moara (kelp grouper), 2534 nucleotides. RefSeq names its product myc target 1b (gene myct1b). The record is from RefSeq and is a predicted model, not a curated record. NCBI's taxonomy places the organism in Eukaryota, Metazoa, Chordata, Actinopteri, Perciformes, Serranidae. The coding region runs from base 99 to 662 and encodes 187 amino acids. Gene Ontology annotation, cellular component: nucleoplasm. The transcript has 2 exons.
ACUGUGGAGGGGAAAAAAGCAAAAAGCCUGUCUUGGAAAAAGCUUCGUCUGUCUGCUCGGAGUCAGUGUGGAGUUUAGCACCAGCUCAUGGUGGAACUAUGGCUAAUAAUGAAACACAUCCCCUUUUGGAGAUACUAAAAUCAUUUAACACUGGCGAUAUGAUUUUAGCCUUCUGUUUAUCUAUGCUGGUGGGCCUGCUGCUGGGUGCUCUGGCUUACGUUCUGUUAACCUGGGCAUCCAGACGCCAGGCAACCGCCAGGAUCACCAGGCGCUGCAAGAAGAGAUCCAGAACUUCAAACGCACCCAUGAGCAACCAGAUGGGCCUUUACAGAAGCACUUUUCUGAGCGUCUACAGACAGCCCUCUCUGGAGCCAGUGGGCCCUCUGGGGAGUAAGCCCGGCUUAGAGACCUCCACCUUUCGUCCACUGCCUAAGAGAAGCAGGGCUGGCCUGGACAUGGGAGAGGACACUCUGGUCGCCACGACUGAGGACACAGCAGCUUCGAACUCGUCAGAUUCAGCAUCCCUCGUGCCAAAACAAGAGACGAACAAGAGACACUCCUUCUGGUUGGGCAACAAUGGACUUAAAGGGUUCCUGCCCUCACAGACUCCCCCUCCUGCAUACGACAGUGUCAUCCAUGCCUUUGAAGAGACUUGCACUUGAAUCUGUCUGCGUAAAUACAACAAGAACUGAAAAAGGAGAACAUGCUGGGAUGACACAGGCUGUGCUCUGCUUUUUAUCAAACCAUUUCUGAGACUUUACAGUCUACAGCAGUGUGUCCUUAACCGAACAAGAUACUUCCACAACCAUCAAGUCUCAGCUCAGUAUUAUAUUAUGAGAUAGAGAUCAGGGUGAAACUAACGAUAACUGUCAUGAUCGAUUACAGAGGGAGACCAGGGUUGGUUUGCGCACUUUUCUCUCUCUGACGUAUUCCUCUGGCAUAAUUUAUUUUAGUAUAUUCUGGCCUGCAGCAAAAGAAAGGUUAAAGGUCCAGUGUGUGGGAUUUAGGUGUACAUACUGGCAGAAAUGGAAUUUAAUAUAAUAAAUAAUAAUAUAUUUCUUUAGUGUAUAAUCACUUGAAAAUAAGAAUCGUGUUUGGUUACCUGAGAAUGAGCUGCUUAUAUAUAUAUAUAGGGAGCGGGUCCUUGCCUAUGGAGAUCGCCAUGAUGCACCGCCAUGUUUCUACAGUAUCCCAAAAUGGACAAAUCAAACACUGGGUCUAGAUAGAGCCAUUUAUAUUUUGGUAUUUUCACGUUUUCGCUUUGGCAACAGUAGUUCGCAGCCCCUCGGGUAUAAGCGGUGUCAGAAAAACAAACUAUUUUAACAUUAAUUUCAUGCAGUAUUUCCACCAGUUCAAAUCAGGUGGUCUGUUUGUUUCGGAGAGGAAGAGACCUCUGUGGAUAAUUCCGCUCCUGAUAAAAACCUCCUGAACAUCUGGAUCUUAAGUAAUCAGAGGAAAAAGGUGAGCACACUCUUUUAGGUGCUGGGCCAGUGUUCAGUGUUUUUACUAGUUUUAAUUAUCGGGUCUGUUUGUUUUGGAGAGGAAGAGACCUCUGGGGAUAAUCUGCGGCUCCCUGUAAAAACAUCCUGCAUAAUUAACACUGGAGGAACUCUAACCAGUAGAAGUUUUAGCUGUUUACAUACUGCAAUUGUCACCACUAGAUGCCACUAAAUCCCCCUUAAUUUUACAUGCUCUUCCUUUAAUGUACACAAAUGUUUUCUGUUUUCUUUUAAUCUUUCAGAAUAGUUUUAAUUUCUCAAAAUACAAUUACAGUUACAACUGUUACCUUUUCAGAAAUCAGUGUGCCAACCAACCCUGCUUACACUGGACCAAACAUGAUGAGAUUAUGUUAACCAGCUUCAGUCACUCAUUAAGCUGAUUCCUAUGUCUAUAAACAAAAGUAAAAAUUUUCCAAUAUCUCUGUCUGACACCGUAAUAAACGGCUAUGUUUAGUCUACAGAUCAUUUUUUUCACCCUCAGAAGGCGACUAUAAAAACUAAAAAAGAUGUCAUCCUCACCAAAAAAUGUCAGUGACUUUCAAAUGCUUUCAUCUCAAAUGAGUGCAUGUGAAGAAAGCAAACGGGUUUGUGUUAUAUUUUUGUUUCUGUGACCCUCAUAUAACAACAAAAUAGCUGUGUGCCAACCAACCCUGGUCUCCCCCAAAGUGCAUGUUAGUUUCUUAAUAAACUGAUUAGUUAUUUUCUCUGUGAUAUGUCACAGAAUAAGAAAAAACGUCCAAGGUGAUGUCUUUAAAUUUCUUGUUUCGUCCAAAUGUGAAAAAAACAAGUGACAAAUCCUAACACUGGAGCAAAUGUAACAAGCAAACAAUUAAUGAUUAAUCAAUGAAAUGACUUAUCAUAGCAGGUUUAAUAUAUUGUUUGUAACCACUAUAGAACAUCUCUUGAUCCAUGAUGUAGCCUACUGAAGAGAAGAGAAUAGGAGAGUAGAUUUUGCUGUGUUGGUGUGAAGACAAUGAAACACCGUGUGCUGGAUAAUUAUAUUAUCUAAUAUCACAAUAAAGAUGUAAUAAAAUA